AUGCAGGUUGGAACUCCCCGCAGGACUCCGGCAUGUUGGGCUAUAAGCUAUGUCCCAGCUGGGAAUCUGGUGUUUGCUUUGGUUCCGGUAUUUGCCUCUGCUGUAUUUUUUGUCCAUUUCCAGGAGAAGCGCCGGUUACAGGAAGAGCAAGACAAAGCCAGGAGAGAAAAGGAGGAUGAGAGGCUGAGACAACAACAGCUCAAGAGGAAGUCUUUAAGAGAUCAGUGGCUGAUGGAAGGAAGUCCAUUAUCUCCCUUGUCACCAAACUCCCAGAACACCUUUUCGUCUCUGUGGGGAACUCAUGACCAGGAUAUGGAAGAGCAGAAUGACAAGUUGCAGUCGGGUGACCAGCAGGCGACUGUGCAAGCGGAUCAUGGAAUGGAGGCUGAAAAAGUGUUUGAAACCCGAGCAGAAAUCAACCACAUUGUUUUGGAGAAUGAAGACAUCAUUCCAUUUGGAUCAGAAAAAGCUGCUGAUGAAGACAAAUGGAGUCAGAGUCCACUACAGGGUGAAAAUAACGUUGUUUUGACCAAUGGUGGAGGCAGAGGUGAAGAAAGCAACGAUCACAGCUCCUCUGGGCAGAAUGAAGACAUCACUGCACCUUUUGGAGUCACAGAAGACCCCAACAACAUCAGGGUGGAGCCAGAGAUAAGUGUUACUGUGCCUGCAUGCACUCAGGAUCCCCAUGCCAACAAGAACGAGGAGGAGAAGGGGGAAGAUGAAGAUGGGACUGUGGUGAUAAGAGCAGAGCCUGUGUACAUCACUGAAGACGGCUCUGGGGACCUUUCUUCUCUGAAGAACCAGCAGGAGUCCGCUUUGAAUCCAGAGGGAGUCCAGGAGAUCUUACAUGCUAUGGAGGAGGUGUCAGAAACAGAAGGAGCUCCAGAAACUUCACCAGAGCUGGAGACUGUAGAAGCAGCUGAGCUCACUGUCAAAGCACAGCCAUCAUCUGAAGAUGCAGGAGACAUGAAAGGAGGGUCAGAACCAAGCAGCAACACAGAUGAAGAGGCAGAACCUGAAGGCCAGGAGGAGAAACCAGAAGAUCCAGACAGCCCACCAUCGCAUUUACACACAAAUACUCUAGAGGGCGCCACAGUGGCUUAUGUGCCUACCUAUGCUGAAGCUCCACUAUCCCCUCCUGCGCCACAGUCAGCAGCAGAGACCAAACAUCAAGCACCAGCUCCUCCUCAGGAGGCUGAGGAAGCUGUAAACGUGGAGGAACCUGAAUCCAAGCUUAGUCAGUUCCAGGAGGUGCAGCUGACUGAUCCUGAACCUGGAGAACAGGAGGCCCUUCUGCAGAAGCACCAAGCCCCCAACCUGAGCUCAGAAUCUGCAGGAUCAAACAGCCCCGUCAGCUCAGAGACACAGAGCCCAAACAAAGCUAUCCAGGGAGAGAAAUCCCCCAAACAAAAAACCUGCCAAUGCUGCUCUCUAAUGUAACCUUUCCUCCCAUCGCCCUGCUUUGAUGCAUCCAUUUCAUUUUUCCUGCAUCUGUCAACCUCUAACAGGAUGCAUCUUCUUAGGACUGAUAUUAUUGGGAACAACCAUGUUAUACAAACCAAACAGCAUGGAAGACUCUUCUUAUCCCACAUGUUGCAGAAACCAAAUGUUAUUUUCCUUAAUAAGUAACUAAACAUAUCUGGUAAAACACAUUUUCUUUCCUUUCAAGCUCAACUAUUUUAUUCAUUUGAACAUUUCAUGAGAAACACUAAUUCCAAGUAAAUCUGUUCCCUUUCAUGUUUUACUUUAUCUGGAACAAUGUAGAGGCGUCAUAUGCAGUAUUGCAGAUAUUUGAAAAAUAUCAAUUUAUUCUUAAACGCCUGGAAGUAUGAAUUUAGUGUUUGUGUGAAUUGAUGUACAUAUUGUAAACAAAACCGCCCGUGGAACCACAGAGCUCGACCUCACCGUGGAGUGGGGUCAUAAUUAAACUAACUUCUGUUACUUACUCUGUGUUACUUAUUAUUGUCUCUGCAGGACCUUAUCUGUUCCCAAUAAAAAAAUAAAAAAAAAAAAACUCUAAAUUUGCUCAGAUUAGGCUUCUACCCUGUACAGCAUUUUAAUAAUUUUUAUAACCAUUAAACUUUUCCAAAUAUUACAAACAUCAAUGGUUUUUAUCGGGG
This is a messenger RNA of Cyprinodon variegatus (sheepshead minnow), 2120 nucleotides long. Its product is annotated as paralemmin-3-like. The transcript is spliced from 7 exons. Lineage: Eukaryota; Metazoa; Chordata; Actinopteri; Cyprinodontiformes; Cyprinodontidae. Bases 1 to 1440 code for a protein of 479 amino acids. The record is from RefSeq and is a predicted model, not a curated record.